This is a messenger RNA of Adineta steineri, 3027 nucleotides long. Lineage: Eukaryota; Metazoa; Rotifera; Eurotatoria; Adinetida; Adinetidae. The record is from the annotation of a GenBank genome assembly.
AUGCAUGGGCGUGAAAAGUCCCAUGAUACAAUGGGAAUGAAACGAGAGAUUGAACAGGUUAUGGACACGACCAUAUUCAUCACCAGUGACAUUUUUGAUAAUGAAAAUGCACGAUCAACCGUAAAUAUAAAUGAUGAAGAAAAGGAGAAAAUAUUUACAACAACACCAAUACCAACACCAAGAAACAGAAUGAGAAAGAAAACAACAGCAGCAGUCCCAAUUGUACCAAAACAAGUCAGAGUUUUGGCUUCUAAUCGACGUGCUCCAUCAUAUGUUUCAGUACAGAAAGCCAGAUGUGCUUUAUGUCUUAAUAAAAUUGCACUCGUUCAAGUAGAUGGCGACUAUGGAACUAAUAUAUACGAUGAUAUAAGAACGUAUACUAAUGGUCAAUCUCACCAAUCGUCCACGGUUAAACUUUAUGAAGAGACAACGCAUAAUCUACGCGUUCAGCUUGACUGUGGUGGAGAUUCUACUGACAGUCCAUGUAGUGAUUCCUUAACUGUACAAAUGUGGGUCGAUUAUAAUGACAAUCGAUUUGAUGAUAGUGAGAGUCACACUCUCCAUCGUUCGUGGCCAAAUAAUGGUGCAUCUACCGGUACAUAUGAUUUACAAAUCUAUGUACCAGCUAUUGAUGUAAUAACAACAACGCCGUAUGUUUAUAUGGCGCCAAUCUGUUCGAUACCGUCACCCAGAAUUAUUCUCGUUAUCAUGGCCGGUGAGGUUGGCACCGAGAUACGAGAUGAUAAAGUAUAUACUGCAUUAAAUACUUAUGAAAACCAACAUCAUAUGGGGGUCACAUUGUAUGAAAAUACAAUUUAUUUGCUGCGUGUUCAGUUAGCUUGUCCAACCCAACUGAGCACUGAAUUAACAGAGACAGGUUGUAAUCUAGCUCAAGAAGUCAAUGUUUGGGUUGAUUGGAAUGAUGAUGGAAAUUUUGAUGCAUCAGAAAUUGGAGCUCCACAUUUAUGGCCAGUUACAAGUUACUUACCUCAAGGCGUGUACGAUAUUCAAUUGAAUAUCCCUUUGAUUGAUGAACGAUAUAUAGCAAAUAGAUCGCAUCGUAUGCGCAUUGUUGUGACGCCAGAUGAAAAUUACCGAAGAACAUGUGGUAAUUAUCAACAAUAUUCUGAACGAAGAGAAUACGAUGUGAAUAUUAUUUCACGCUCAUCAUAUUUACCUGCACCUGAUGCGAUACAUCCUUAUGUAGCACCAGAAAACAUUACAUGCACACCACAAGUUGGCAAAAUUAUUUUUGCUAUAAUGCCUGGGGAACAUCGAACUCAAAUACGCGAUGACUUUUCAACAAGAGCAUUAUUGGGCAACGAUGAUCAUGACCAACAUCUUUCCGUGAUUCUCCGUGAAGGUAAUACCUAUUUGUUUAGGUUACAAUUCGAAUGCGACGACAGACUCAAUAGAGGUUACUCAGAUAAGAAUUGUAACUUACCUCAUGAUACCAAUGUAUGGAUUGAUCUCAACGAUGAUGGAGAAUUCAGUGAAGGAGAACGUGCAACGCCUUACCUCUGGCCACUAACAAGCUAUUUACCACAGGGGGUCUAUGAUCUCCAAGUACGCGUACCUCUUGUCGAUGGUAGACAAAUAAAAAGUGGGCCUCAUCGUAUGCAACUUGUUAUUUCUUUAAAUCAGCACUAUCGAAGAAAAUGUGCUUAUCCAAAUUAUUAUGAGGUGCGUAAUUAUACAGUUACAAUCGUAUCGAACACAAUAAAAUCAGUUGAUGUUGGAGGUCCCUAUUUGCAAUUAAGUGAUGCUGUGUGUACUCAAACUAACGCACAUAUUGUGUUAGUUAUUAUGGCUGGUGUAGAUGGUACUCAGAUCAGAGACGAUACACGAAAUAAUACCAGAAUCAGUGAAUAUCAAAACCGCCACCAUAUGGCGGUAAGCGUCUAUGAGAAUACAAAUUAUCGUAUUCGAAUUCAAUUAGACUGCAAUCCAGCUUCGAGUAGAGGCCCACUUAAUAAUUAUUGCAAUCUUGCUCAAGAUGUUGAUGUUUUGAUUGAUUUAAAUGACGAUGGGCACUAUGAUCAAUCCGAAAGCUUUAUUCCACAUCGCUGGCCACUUCGUAGUUCAAUUCCUUUGGGUCUUUAUGAUCAUGAAUUGGCUAUACCAGCUUCGACUGAUUCAUACAGAAGAACUGGUACACAUCACAUGCGUAUCGUUGUAAAACCGAGUGAAGAGUACAACGCGAAAUGCGGUCAUACAGAUAUUAUAGUUCGAGUACGAUCUCAACUAUGUCAAGAUAUGGAUCAAUAUGCUCAAUGCUCGGCAAGUAGUGCAUGCGGUUGUUUUCAUAUGACAAAUGCUGAUAAUACUGGUAUUUGUGGAUUUCUCUGGCCGAGUUGUUCUCAACUUAAACCGUGUAGUCCUUCAAACAAUACAUGUGAUCCGUUGAAUACUGUCUGUGUUCAACAUCCUCGAUGUAAUAAUCAUUCUGUUUGUUAUCCAAUAUCGAUGAUUGACGAACGAAUCUGUCCAUUGAUAUCAACAACGAGCAGCUCAACUACAACAACUACUCAACAAUCAUUUUGUCCGAGAUUAAUAACAUUCGAUAAUGUUUCUGGUGCUGGUCGUUAUUCACAACCAUUGCCCAAUGGAUUUUCAGGUUUUCAGUGGGUGAAUGCCAAUUAUAUGAAUGUUUCCUACCAUGAAGAAAUCAAUGGUUGGUCGGGUUUUUCAACUGUUCUUUCGAGUGGUAAAUAUAUCGGAUGGAAUAAAGAUGGUCAAAAGCUUUCUAUGAUUAUAAAUGCAGCUCCAAGUUUUACUUUAAAAUCGAUGAUGUUAGCAUCAGCAUGGAAUGAUAAUUUAACAUUAGAAAUAAGUGGUAAAGGAUUGGGAACUGUUAACAAAUCAAUAAAAUUAACAUUACAAUUGCAACCACAAUGGGUAGAACUCAAUUGGUCACACGUAGAAAUUGUUCAUUUUUCAUCUUAUGGUGGAGAACAAAAUUCAAAUGUCACAAGAAAUGGAACAGAAUUUGGAAUUGAUAAUUUAUGCGUAGAAUUUUCGAAAUAA